This is a messenger RNA of Telopea speciosissima, 1698 nucleotides long. RefSeq names its product mitotic checkpoint serine/threonine-protein kinase BUB1. The record is from RefSeq and is a predicted model, not a curated record. Gene Ontology annotation, biological process: meiotic sister chromatid cohesion, centromeric; mitotic spindle assembly checkpoint signaling; protein phosphorylation. NCBI's taxonomy places the organism in Eukaryota, Viridiplantae, Streptophyta, Magnoliopsida, Proteales, Proteaceae. The transcript is spliced from 15 exons. The coding region runs from base 124 to 1698 and encodes 524 amino acids. Gene Ontology annotation, molecular function: ATP binding; protein kinase activity.
GCAGUUUAGAACAUACACGCAUUCAAAAUCAUCUCUUUCCGCUCUCCCACGGAGAAGAAGAGAAAACAGUGAGAUUUGUAAAACUUUUCACGGAGGACAAGGAUUCAAGGAGGGAAGAAGAACAUGGCGGUCAUUUGCAGGGAUUCGGAAGACAAUGCCUCUGCCAACGAUCCCCUCUUGCCAUGGCUACGGUCAAUCGUGAAGGCACUUGAUGGUGUAAGCUCAAGUGCUGGUUCGGCUUCCCAAUUUGAAACCCUUCUCAAGGACUGUAUAUUCAAAUUCAAGGAUGAUAAUCAGUACAGGAAUGAUGUCCGAUUUCUAAAGAUAUGGUUUUUAUAUAUUGAUGCUGUUGAAGACUUUAAAAGUGUUUUCAAAAUGAUGGAGGAUAGUAGAAUUUGUCUCACCUAUUCUCUACUCUAUGAAUCUUAUGCAAUGUUUCUGGAAUCAAAAGGGAAGUUGGUGGAUGCAUUCGAAAUUUACCGAAUGGGCAUUUCAAGGAAUGCUGAACCUCUUGAGAGGCUAAAGAAAGCGGAGGCAUUAUUUGUUAGCAGAAUGUCUGCUAUAGUGGAUGCCUGUUCACUUCAGAAGAUUGAUUGCAGGGAAUCUGCUAAUCCUAGUAAGAGUUUAAUAAAUCCAUGGUCAAUCUCCACCAUCAAAAGUCUACUGAUGAAGAUGAAGAAGCAGAUAUUGAAGUACCAUGGAUACCAUGAGAGUACUAAAAAUUAUUUGGGAAAAGUUCCAUUAUCUUCUUUGCAAAGAAAUAAGAUCAUUGAGAUAGGUGGAAAGAAAUACCAGAUCAUAGGCCGUGCUGGUGUAGGUGGAUUUGCUCAAGUAUUCAAAGCAUAUGUUAACAGUAACCCUGAUGAUGUUGUUGCUUUAAAGAUACAAAAGCCUGCAUUCCCUUGGGAAUUUUACAUGUAUCGCCAACUGGACAAUCACAUUUCGAACAAGGAAAGACCAAGCUUUGGCUUUGCUGAGAGAGUACAUGUCUUUUCUGAUUGUAGCAUACUAGUUUGUGACUAUUUAGGUCAUGGAACACUUCUGGAUGCUAUAAACUCUUACAUAGUAACUGACCAUAAGAUGGAUGAAGUGCUGUGCAUUUAUUACACCAUAGAAAUGCUCCACAUGCUUGAAAUUUUGCACAGAACCAGCAUCAUUCAUGGUGAUUUUAAGCCUGAUAACUUGCUCAUUCGCUAUGCCAGGGAUGAACUUAUAGAAGAAGAUUUUCGCAGCCAAACUGGUGCCUGGCAUGAUCAGGGUCUCUGUCUUGUAGAUUGGGGAAGGGGUAUAGACCUAAGCCUUUUCCCUGAUGGGACAGAAUUCGAGGGAGACUGUAGGACUUCUGGCUUUCGUUGUGUUGAGAUGCAGGAAAAUAAACCAUGGAGGUUUCAGGUUGACACAUACGGUCUCUGUGUGAUUGUUCAUUUGAUGCUCCAUGGAUCAUACAUGGAAAUUCAAAAGGUGUUUGCAGAUGAAAGCUAUAUUUACCAACCCAAAUCAUCAUUAAAGCGGUAUUGGAAUGUUGAACUAUGGAAGAAACUUUUCAAGGAAUUGCUGAACAUAGGUCCGGGUGAUGACCACAAGAUGUUGCAGAGUUUGAGGGAGUCAUUUGAGGAUUACAUAUGUUCAAAUCCUCAGUUGAUUAAGAAACUAAAGCAUUUAUUGUUGAAGCAAAGAACUACCCUCUGUUCUUCUUAG